Belonocnema kinseyi is the source of this 8534-nucleotide messenger RNA. RefSeq lists its product as uncharacterized. The record is from RefSeq and is a predicted model, not a curated record. Bases 537 to 4994 code for a protein of 1485 amino acids. Lineage: Eukaryota; Metazoa; Arthropoda; Insecta; Hymenoptera; Cynipidae. The transcript is spliced from 10 exons.
CACGGAGUACAGAUGUGGGAUGAAACACGAGAAUAGUGCGGGUCUUGAUUGAUAAUAGAAAAGGGAACUCAAAAGUUUCCAGUCACAUAAAUCCGAUUCAAAAAUUAUUCUGAAAAUUAUCCGGAAAGGGGUAAACAAUAAACCGGAAGUUGAGGGUUCCAAAAAUUGGAUCUGGAGUCAGGCACGAGGUCCGUUAAUCGCGAGUGAUUCGUUGGGAGUGAAGAAUAGAGGGGUAGUUCCCCAGGGAAAUCCUUAGUGCGCGCGCGUUCGAUCCCUGAAAAGGUCGCGACGCCCGAGUCGAACUCAAGCGUCCCUGACAAAGGGAAACGACUUUCCCCUUUAGAAUACUAUUUUCUCCCAUUCAGAAAAAAGUGGCUUCUUAAUUUUUGCUCUAGGGCGGAAAAUCCCUUGGAGGUGUUUUGGGGCGGAAGUUGCACUCCUGAGUGUAUUUCGUCGAUUUUUGUUUGAAUUUUGUGUUGGUGCGGGAAGUUGGGUUUAUUUUUUUGAAGUGACGGAUCGACCGUGACUAUGAGAGGAUGAGUUGCACAGUGAAGAUCUCGAGCGCCAAGACCUGGAGCGGAUCGCAAAGGAAGAUAAAUUCGGUCGCGGAGGAGACGACGGUGUGUCCCCUAUCAGGAAAUGUGGGUGGAUCUCCUCAAGGACAAAAGACGGUUUCUCCGAGGCCGGUCAAGUCCAUCGCAGUGAAAAAAGGCGAGGACACGACGAAACUCCUCAAAUAUAUUGAUGAGAAUGUCAUUGGCAAGAAUGGAACCUUUUUCGGACCAUUCGGACGCAGGAAAGUUGUUUACUGCGACUACACCGCCUCUGGAAGGUCACUGCAAUUUCUGGAGGAGUAUAUCACAAAAGAGGUCCUUCCUUGUUUGGGAGACACUCGAACUUCAACUUCGAUAUGUAGUUUGCAGUCCUCACUUUUUAGGCACGAGGCCAGAGACAUAGUCAGACAUGCGGUCGGGGCGGGCGAUCAGGAUGCCGUCCUCUUCACGGGUCAAGGUACUGUAGGUGCAUUACGCACACUUUUACGCCAUCUUGAUCUCACGACGCCUACUAUCGUCUUUGUCGGGCCUUUUGAACACCAUGGCAAUCUGAGGCCCUGGAGGGAGUAUGGAGUUAAGAUUAUUCGAAUAAAAGAGACACGAGAAGGCUUUCUGGAUCUCAAUGAUCUGGAGGGGAAGUUGGAAGCUGAACGGGCUGAAAACUCAAAUUUGAGAAUGGUCGGCUACUUUAGUGCAGCCAGUUGUAUAACAGGUGUCCUUGCUGAUGACGUUGCAACAACUAUGCUUCUUCGGCAGUAUGGAGCUCUCGGCAUAUGGGACUACACCUCAGGCGCCCCGUACCUUCGAAUGGAAAUGAACCCCCAUCUCCCCGGAGUUGGUGAAACAUCGGUGCAUAAGGAUGCGAUUAUCUUUGCUGGUCAUAAAUUUAUUGGGGGUGUGCAGUCACCCGGAGUCUUAGUGGCCAAGCGAUCUCUCCUGAGGGAAGAAUUCGAGCCGGAGGACAUGCGAGAUUCUCACAGAUAUCUUCGAGAUCCGGAACUUCGUGAAGAAAGUGGAACUGCUGGGGUCGUUGAAGCCAUUCGUUGUGGACUUGCUAUGCAACUCAAGGAGAAUGUUACACCUCAAGCUAUCGCUGCUCGACAGGAUAAGAUCUCAAGACAAGUUUUGGCACACGUGAGGACAAUCCCGGAGCUGAUUUUACUAGGAAGUACGUCACAGAACGUGAAGAGGUUGCCGAUAUUUUCAUUCAUGGUUAGGCAUCCACGUGGCACGUUUCUUCACCACAAUUUCGUCUGCGCCGUACUGAACGACGUAUUUGGAGUACAAGCACGUGGGGGCUGUGCCUGCGCGGGUCGAUAUGCCCACGACCUCAUGGGAAUUGACGAGAAUUUGGCCAAGGAAUAUGAAAUUGUACUUCAAGAAAGUGGACGUGAUGAAGUAAAAGAAGAUUGUAACGCAGAAGCCCUUCGACCAGGAUUUGCCAGAAUAUCUUUUCCGUAUUUCAUGUCCGAAGCCGAGGUAGCGUUUAUCCUUGAGGCUUUGAAAAUGGUCGCCACUGAAGGUUGGAAGCUUUUGCCACAAUAUGUUCUUAACCCAGACACUGGAGAAUGGAGACAUCAUACAAAUAGUGUUUUCAAAGAACGGAAAUGGCUCGGAGCCAUAAGAUAUACUGAUGGUAAAAUGAAUUCCACAGAAAGGAGGGUUUCAGGUCCUGGAGUUUUUCCUCAGAGCUACAGUGACUGCUUACAGACUGCCAGAAAUAUCUUCAACAAAGCGAGAAAAAUGGCUCAGAGGUAUCCACUUCAGAUUGAUCACACUGUCUCCUUUGAUGACAAAGCUGAAAGUCUCCGAUGGUUCAUUUUGCCCAACGAGGCUCAGGAUCUUCUCCUAGGAAAUUCACAGAAUGUGAAACAACACGUACCUUUUGAUCCAGCAGCCUACAAACUCGGUGGGUAUGGAUUCUUCGACAUCUCAGCGAACAGUUCGCCAACGACCUCAUACAACUCAAGUCUUUUCGCAAUUAGAAGACUGAACAGUGAUGUGCCAAGAUCAGGAAAUGCACCAGUUUCUCCAAUUUCACCAAGGCACCGCAGUCUUCCAGCUUUGCCAAGUCCACCUGACGUGAGGAGUGGAAAAUACAGAAUCAGGAUCCACGAUAUGGAGGAUGAUGAUGUGUUAACUUCAGCCCACAAUGGUCAAAGAUCACCUGCAACAUGUCCAGGAUCUCCAAUGCCAAGUGUCAGAUUUGCUGUUGGGGAAGCUGUCACAACGGCAGCAGCUGGAAUCUUAGGAGCAACUCCUACAGUUGCUAGACUAAUUGCCAGUGAGCAGAAUUUAAGUCCUGGUGGGGAAGCCUUUCUUGGCCGAACCAGAUGCAAUUCUUUGGGAAGCAGCAGCUGUCCUAGAAGUGCAACUGGAGGCACAUCUCCAGUUCCAAUUCCUCUAAGUCCACAAACUCUCGCGAGUUUAGGUAUUGCUACCAACACUUCCCAGUCUAGAUUUCGUCAUUGCAGUUGCAGCAGCCAAACUGACUUGAAUGGUUCUUUGGAUUUGGAUGCUGCAGUAUCUCCAAAUAGGUCUUCAUCUUCCCUUGGGCAUGUUCCAAUUUCAUCUUGUUCAUCAUCAUUUGAUUCUGGAGUCACAGCCAGCAGACUUGGUAGGUCUUCACCCGUUCCUUCAAACAUGAGCCAAAGUUCGGAGGACGAUCUUCGAGCCUACCUUAAAGAAGUUACAAAGGAACUAGCGACUGAGAUCAAAUCAGAAAUUAGAGAAGUUAUCUCUAAGGUUGAUGAUGUUCUCUCGGAGACCAAUACUUGCGAAACUACUCCUCAACAUCAGUCCAGGCAUCAGCAGCAUCAACAGCCACAUCAUGACUCAUUCUCCGCUAGUGAUAUUGCUGAGUAUCUCAUGGAAUUUUCGAAGGAGAUGGCAAGCGAAGUCAAAUCUGAGAUUAGAUGCAUGGUCAACUCUGUGGAUGGACUUCACAGGUAUUCACCAGACGACAGAUCUUCUUCCGGAUGUGCCUCACCAGCCGAAAGGAGGCGAAUCGUCCUUUCAACUGCCAUUCGUCCAAGAACACCAGUUUUAUCCGGAAAACUUUGCGAACUUAGCCAACAUGACAGCAAAAUGUCGAGCGAAUGUUCUUCCGACGAAACUGUGAUUUACGUUGUAAAAUCUAGCCCUGGAGAAGCAGAGAAAAAUACUGACGAAGAUGACAUUGAUGACGAGGAGGAGCAGGAAGAGCAUAACGAAAAAGCGAAAGCCUUACCCAAGAUCUACUCUGCCGUUAAUUCUGUCAGUUCUCAAGACAGUGGUAUCAAUCUAUCCUUCCACGAAAGCGACAAAAAUGGCGAUUCUGCCGAACUUGGAAGAAGCAGCAGUGCUGACUCCAACUCCAAUGGCUAUUCUAGAAGAACUCGUUUAUCUGUCAUUCCUGGAGUGAACUACACAAAACAGCCACGGCCCACAACUGAUGAUCUCUCCGAGGACGAGGAGGCUUUUUUACUUUCGGAAAGCUCAGGACAAGAGGGAGAAGAUGAUUCCAAAACUGACACUGCUAUAAGUUCGACUCAAAGUUUAUGGCACUGUCCACCAAAAAAUGUUUGGAAACCUCUGGUUGAAGCGAUGCAGGAAUUUCAAAUGAUCAAGGACAAUGACAGGGUUCUGGUUUGUCUUGCCCUUGGAGGAAGGAAUUCCUUAUCACUUCUUCACACUCUUCAUCAGUAUCGAUUUUACGUCAGGUCGAAAGGAAUCGAUUUCGGAAUUGGUGUGGCUACAGUUGAUGACAGUGCUCAUCACGAUCCUCUGGAUUCGAUGUCUUAUCUCAAGUCUUUGGAUGUACCCUAUUUUUAUGAGGAAAUGGUUCCGAAUGCUAGUCAUGAAGAGGAGGAAGAUCCUGCUUUGCGUUCAUCAAGCAGUGGCUCUUGCAGUUUUUGUGACAGAUCAACCAGGGCGAGACUUUAUUCGGUGGCCAAGAAACACAAUUAUAAUGUCCUGGCUCUUGGACAGAAUUUGGAUGAUCUAACAGAGGGAUUUCUUGCUUCAGUCUUCCAUAGUGGCAAACUCAGAACAAUGAAGGCUCAUUAUUAUAUUCGGGGACAGAACCUCAGAGUCAUCAGACCAUUUGUCUAUGUCAGAGAAAAGGCGCUGAGGCAGUUUGCGGAGAGCAAAAAACUUCCAGUUUUUCAGGAGACAUCGCCGAGCAAUGAUGAAUCUAUUCAGAAACGACAAAGAAACGAGGAGUUGAUCGCUCGACAUGAGCAGGCUUAUCCAAGACUCUAUUGGUCCCUUCGAUGUGCACUGAGACCUUUGAUAGCAGCUCGAGCGCAAAGCGGCGAUAAUCAGCAACAACCGAAUCAGCAACAAAAGCGCCAACAGUUUAGAAGACCGAGGACGAAUUCCUUCAACUCCUCACCUGUAGUGAACGCCUCGAGAAGAACUGACGAUAGCGAGGAAACUGACGAGGAACCAGUUUUCUGAAAAGAUAACUAAUUCUCUUAGAGAAUCGAAUUUUCUGAUUGACAAUACUUACCUCAUUAAAAAAACUGAUGCGAGGCACGCACAAACGCUCUCUCGAUACUCGCUUCUCGCAUUUGAACUCGCCCUCGCUACAUUCCGCUCGUUUGAGUCAAAGCGAAGCCAUCAUAAAUUUUAGAAGUACUUAAUUCUUUCAUUAUUAAUUCAUUGAUCAUAAUUCAUAGAUCAUUUUUGCGACUGACUGAGUAAAAAUUCGACCAGUGUCUUCUACAUUUAAAUUAGUAAAACAAAUUGUGAUAAACUCGUACUCUGAAGUGAUAUUAAUUUUUGUUUAUUCGAAGCGGUUUUUAUAAUUUUGUAAUUGAUCAAUCAUAUGCUAAGGGUCGAGAUACUUUUGUUGAAUUAACUAAUUGGCAAAGUUGAUGAUAUUAUGGCUGCUGGCAUCAUGGACGAUGUUUCUGGACAUCAUGGAUCUUCACCAAGAUCAGGUCCUUUUUCGUCGGCGAUCAAAAUGUGAAUUCUCAUUCCAUUGAUUCAUCUUUUACUGUCGGUACUUAUGGAUUCGUAAAAGACUAAAAUAGACAGACUGCGAAACUUGAGGGAUCAGCUCACUGAGGUGACAUGCUGGUUGGAGUGCGACAGGGAGUGUCGAUUGUAGCAAAAAAAAAACUCAUCAAAGUCGAACGAAUCCGAAUUUAAAUCGGAGGAUACUUUAUUGAAUACUAAUUACGUCUGAGAACGAGAUUUUCUCGCGACCAAUGAAACUAAACAAUGUCACAAACUAUGCGUUCUCUACACUGCCGAUUUUACGGUAGAAAACACUUUUUUCGUAUAGUUUCGAUGCAAGUGAUCUUUUUUUUUCAAGGUAAGUUCCAUGAUGCGUAUUCGGUUAGCUCUUUCUAGCGAAUUGAAUAUUUUUAUACUGUUACAAGAUCAACUGGACUCUUUUUGAAAUGUUAUCAAAGGAUGAUUUGAGACGAACUUCUGAAUCGGUGCUUUUAUUGGGAAAAGACAAAUUUUGUAUAUAUUUAAAUGAGCUAUUGUUGAUCCAAUGGCACCACCGAUUUUUAAUUUCAGCCCCAUCAGGUAUGUUUGUAACGUAUGAUACCAAUUUUUAUAUUUCUCUACAUUACACUCUCAUGACUUUCGCUCGGAGUCCACACUAAAUUUUUUAUAAGUUUCGGAUGGAAAUUUAUAACCUGGAAGUAUCUAAAAGUGACGGAAGAACAUAAAAUGAAAACUUGUGAAUAGGUGAAACCAGAAUAGACACCAAAAUUGUACAAGUCCAGUCACAAUCGACUUUACUUUCCUACGGUCAAGGAAAGUAUCGUUUAUUCUGCUGGAUUGGAGAUAGCAAAUUUUGCUCAGAACUCCGUGUAAUUAGGAAAUAACUGUAGUUUAUAGAGCUACUAGUUUUAUGGAAAAAAUUCCCAUCAAUGUUGCAUGUCUGUUGAAAAUAUGAAAAGUCGUAGACAUUGGAGAUAUUCUUAUCCAUCAGACUGUUGAACAGUCUUGUUAAACGAUACGUUUUGAAAUGUUUCAUUAUCAUGAAAACGGUCUUGACAACGAAUCUGAAAGAAGUCUAAGGAUGCUCUGAAACAGUCAGCGGAAAAGGUUUCUUUAACGACAAAUAUUUUUUGGAACUGAAAGUUGUAAUUCUUCCGCAUCCAAAGAUUUUGUAAACUAAUUAAAAGUAUAAAACGAAAGAUAUUGUGAGAUUAAAGAUGACCUUUUUCGGGGUGUUUUCCUAGAGUUUGUCAACAAACGCUUAUCAGAGACUUGGAUGACACAAAUAUGUAAAUAAGUAGCGUUUGCGGUAUCUUGUACGCGUGACAUAGUAGGUGUAGAUUUAAAGAUUUCGGAUUUUGUAAAGAAAAGCGAAUCUGCGAUACUCUUCUCUUUUUUGUAAGGUAUUCAGUCCAAAGUGAGACUAUUUUUCACGGGAAAUGUACUCGAUACUGCAAACACUUUCGGUAGAAACCCACAAAUCAAAUAACGCUCUUGUAUCCUUUAGAAAAUACAUUGCACGCAGAAUCAGCUUAUAUCGAUUUCCGUUUAGUCUAAGCGAAUGAGUCCUGAAACUCUGUACUACUAAUUAAUCUUAAAGUUUACUGAAGCCUUCUAAGUGAUGGAUUAAGUGUCAGGUUACAGCUUCACUCUGGAUCGAGUAUUAAACUUGGGAAAAUUGACAAUGAUAAUCAAAUAAUGAUAAGAUAUUGUUGUCCCAGCUGAAAAUUUUUCUAGAAGAACAUCGGAGGAUCUUGGUCAUGUUCCUGCAUACGAACCUGCAUAUGGAAUCUUGACAGUUUUUGUGCAGGGAUUUGGCGGAAAGAUUACACAGUAAAAAAAAAAGGAUCAAUUUUGUUUCAGAGCAUUUUGCUCCAACGAUCAUUUGACUCUCGAGAUCAUAAUGAUCUGUCCAUUUAGAUCAAUUGAAUCUUAUUUUUUGGUUCAUUUUUCAGACUAAAAAAAAUGGCCGCCAGCUCUCAGUGCCAGUUUCAUAACAACAUAACCUAAAAAUUGUAUCUAACGGAACGUAAGUGACAACUACAGUUAACAGGCGAUAUUUUCUAAUAUCAGAUUUCAUUAUUUUUCAACUUUUCAAUUACACUGCAGCCAUCUUGGUUUAACUUUAUAAAUGAUCCCGAAUUAGAUCAUUAUGAUCUCAAAAGUCGGUCAUUCACUCCGGCCGAUCAAAAUGCUCUUGAAUUCGUGUUCAUUUUUGUUGCAUAUCAAAAUUAUAUUGAUUUUGGUAUCAUUUUGAACACUUUUUUAAUGUGUAGUACAUGAUCCUGCAAAGGAAUCUGUACAUAGAAAUCUUCAAAUAAUUCAGUAUAGGUUCUUGUAUAGGUUUCUUUCCGAAGUACCCUGUGUGUAAAAAAAUUAAGGAAGUCUUUAAGACGUCUUUAGGACACCUUUAGGACAUCUUAAUGACAUCUUUAGGACAUCUUAAGGACAUCUUAAGGACAUCUUUAGUGCAUUAGACCUCUUAGAGACGUUAAUUAGACUAAAAAAAGACGUCAUAAGAACGUUUCAACGACGUUUUUAGGAUGUUCAUGAUAUUGUGCCCAACUGUGCUGACAUUGGACGUCAUAUGAUGAAGUGCUAUGAAGAAAUAAAUAAAACAAUACAUUCAAGUAACACAGAAUGCUCUAAAUUUUGUUUGCCACACAAAUAUUGAAAUCAUUUACAAGAAAAGCAUAUUAUCAGUUUGUUUCUAAACUUAUAUCAAUAUGCAUUUCAUAAUAUUCUUGAAAAAAUUAGAAAAUAUUUCUCAAUAUUUCAGAUGUACGACAUCGUUACGACAUAUUUACGACAUCUUUACGACAACUUUACGACAUCCUAUGUCCAUGUCGUUAAGUCAUCUUUACGAUAUUGUAAAUAUGUCGUAUGAUCUGACGAUGUCUUUACGAUAUCGUAAAGGCACUGUAACGAUAUGGAUAUAGGAUGACGUAAAGUUGUCGUAAAGCUGUCGUAACGAUGUCGUAACGAUGUCGUAAAGACGUCGCCAAAUUUUGUGCCCACUGGGAAGAAUUUAGACGA